GCCACUUCAUGUUUCUGGCAGCUCCGCCCCGGUGCCGUCGCGCCUCCCAUUCAUCGCCUUGUACUCUUCUUCUCUGUUGUUCCUGUCCAUCCUCGUCUUCAUCGGCUCAACGAUCACAAACUCACUAAAGCGGAAAAAAAUACAUACACACCAUAAUCAUGGCUUACACGACUGCAGGCGGGACCAAGAAGAAGGUGUGCUACUACUACGACGGUGACAUCGGAAAUUAUUACUACGGGCAAGGGCAUCCCAUGAAACCACAUCGCAUACGCAUGACUCACAACCUACUGCUCAACUACGGGCUUUACAGGAAAAUGGAAAUAUACAGACCACACAAAGCCACAGCAGAGGAGAUGACAAAAUACCACAGUGACGAUUACAUCAAGUUCCUCCGAUCCAUACGGCCAGACAACAUGUCCGAGUUCAGCAAGCAAAUGCAGCGGUUCAACGUUGGAGAGGACUGUCCCGUGUUCGAUGGCUUGUUUGAGUUCUGCCAGCUGUCCACUGGUGGCUCUGCUGCGGGCUCGGUGAAACUGAACCGGCAGCAGACUGACAUCGCAGUGAACUGGGCGGGAGGACUCCACCACGCAAAGAAGUCUGAGGCGUCUGGCUUCUGCUACGUCAACGACAUCGUCCUGGCCAUCCUGGAGCUGCUCAAGUACCACCAGAGGGUGCUGUACAUCGAUAUUGACAUCCAUCACGGAGAUGGAGUGGAGGAAGCCUUCUACACCACAGACAGGGUCAUGACCGUGUCCUUCCAUAAAUAUGGGGAGUAUUUCCCCGGGACCGGAGACCUCAGGGAUAUUGGAGCUGGAAAAGGCAAAUAUUACGCGGUCAACUUCCCACUGAGGGACGGCAUCGAUGAUGAGUCAUACGAGCAGAUCUUCAAACCUGUGAUGGCCAAGGUGAUGGAGAUGUACCAGCCGAGCGCCGUGGUCCUUCAGUGCGGCGCCGACUCGCUCUCCGGAGACCGCCUUGGCUGCUUCAACCUCACCAUCCGCGGCCAUGCCAAGUGUGUCGAGUACAUGAAGUCCUUCAACCUGCCGCUGCUCAUGCUGGGCGGAGGCGGCUACACCAUCCGCAACGUGGCGCGCUGCUGGACCUACGAGACAGCUGUGGCCCUGGACACGGACAUCCCAGAUGAGCUGCCGUACAACGACUACUUUGAGUACUUCGGCCCCGAUUUCAAGCUGCACAUCAGCCCCUCCAACAUGACCAACCAGAACACGCAGGAGUACAUGGACAAGAUCAAGCAGCGUCUGUUUGAGAACCUGCGGAUGCUGCCUCACGCCCCCGGGGUGCAGAUGCAGGCGAUCCCCGAGGACGCCGUCCCAGAUGACACGGUGGACGAGGACACCGAGGACCCCGACAAACGCAUGUCCAUUCGUGCCUCAGACAAGAGGAUAGCCUGCGAUGAGGAGUUCUCGGACUCCGAGGAUGAAGGAGAGGGAGGCAGGCGGAACGUGGCCAAUCACAAAAAAGGAGCCAAGCGGCAGAGGGUAGAGGACGACAAGAAGGAGGGCGAGGAGAAGAAAGCCGAGAUAAAAGAGGAAGAGAAAGGGAAAGACAGCAGUGCUGAGAAGCCGGACUCAAAAAGCAGCGUAAAGACUGAGCAGACCAGCAGUGCCUGAUUUGUUUAUUUUUUUGAUUAUUUUUUUUCUACCACAACACAACGGUGCUGUCCGCCCUUCGAGGAUCCAACUCUUACCCAACUCCGCAUCAAAAGCAUUAUAUUUAUUACCGAUCUCCAUGUCCUACUUGUAAAUCUCUUGUGAAUGUUGAUUUGUUUUUCCUUUGUGUACGGUGAGAGUGGAUUCCUGCAAUCCACCACCAACUUGAAUUUGCCAUAUCUGCUUCCUUCGAGACCAUUUAAUUGCAUUCAUUCCAAUGUGCUCAGCCUUCUGAAUGACACGUCAGGUUACUUGUUUUUACAAAAUGAUGUGGGUAUACCCUUAGAUAAACCUACAAGGAUUUCUUAUGUUUAAAAUUUGAUAUUUUGCAUUUGCCAAUAAAACUUUUUUUUAUACAC
Messenger RNA from Myripristis murdjan (pinecone soldierfish), 2029 nucleotides. Its product is annotated as histone deacetylase 2. The record is from RefSeq and is a predicted model, not a curated record. Gene Ontology annotation, biological process: heterochromatin formation. NCBI's taxonomy places the organism in Eukaryota, Metazoa, Chordata, Actinopteri, Holocentriformes, Holocentridae. Gene Ontology annotation, molecular function: histone deacetylase activity. Gene Ontology annotation, cellular component: NuRD complex. The transcript has 14 exons. Bases 159 to 1631 code for a protein of 490 amino acids.